AUGGAGCGGAGUUCGGCAGCCGUGGGUGCCGUGAGGCGCCUGCGUACCCAGGCUCCUCAGCCGCAGCCGCAGCCGCAGCCGCAGCCGCGGCGGCGGCCGGAGAAGGCAGAAGAUGGUCGGGACUGGAAAAAACCUGGCGGGGCAAGCGCCAGGCGGCUGGCGGAGUCGCGCGUCGCGCUUGUGCUGCUGCUUUACUUGCUGGGGCUGCGAGGGCUCGUGCAGUUCUCCUUCCGGCAGCUGGUGCAGCCGGCGCGCGACCCUCAGGAAUUCGACGCCCGUCGCGCCAGGGCAUAUCUAGAAAAUAUUACUGCAAUUGGUCCACGAACUGUUGGAAGUCCAGAAAAUGAAAUCUUCACAGUAAACUACCUCUUAGAACAAAUUAAAGCUAUUGAAAUUGAAAGCAAUCAAGCCCACACAAUCUCUGUAAAUAUACAGAGGCCAACAGGCACCUUCAAUAUUGACUUUCUUGGAGGAUUCACCAGUUACUAUGACAAUAUUACUAAUGUUGUGGUUAAGCUGGAACCCAAAAGUGGAGCUGAGCAUGCUGUGCUGUCCAACUGUCACUUUGACUCCGUAUCAAAUACUGUAGGUGCCAGUGAUGAUGCUGUCAGCUGUUCUGUGAUGCUUGAGAUACUGCACACUCUUUCAAAGUCACCUGAACCCUUACAGCAUGCUGUUAUAUUCCUGUUUAAUGGGGCAGAGGAAAGUCUCUUGCAGGCUAGUCAUGGAUUCAUUACACAGCACCAUUGGGCUAAAUCAGUUAGAGCAUUUAUUAAUCUGGAGGCUGCUGGAGUUGGAGGGAAAGAGCUUGUCUUUCAAACAGGCCCUGAAAACCCCUGGCUAGUACAAGCAUACACCACAGCUGCGAAGCAUCCUUUUGGCUGUAUCGUGGCCCAGGAAAUUUUUCAGAGUGGUGUAAUCCCUGCAGAAACAGAUUUCCGUAUUUACAGAGACUUUGGCAAUAUUCCAGGAAUAGAUCUGGCUUUCAUUGAAAAUGGCUACAUCUAUCAUACGAAAUAUGAUACAGCAGACCGAAUUCUGACAGAUUCUAUUCAGAGGGCAGGUGACAAUAUUUUAGGUAUCAUAAAAUACUUAGCAAAGUCGGAUAAACUGGCCAAAUCUCAUGAAUAUCGGCAUGGAAACGUUGUCUUCUUUGAUGUCUUUGGCAUGUUUGUUCUGGCUUAUCCAGCUCGUGUUGGUGCCAUUAUGAAUUAUGUCAUCACAGCACUUGCCGUUCUUUAUCUAGGAAAAAAGAUAUUACAGCCAAGAAGAAGAGCAAUUACUUAUCUGAAAGAACUUGCCAUUGCCUUUGGCUUCACAGUCCUUAGCUGGGUUGCCACCUUGGUUGGCAUCCUUAUUGUAGCAGUGUUUAUUUCUCUCAUUGGACGCUCUCUUUUUUGGUAUACCCACAUCUAUGUCUCCACUUUUCUGUAUGGGACUGCAGCUUUGGCUGAACUAAUUCUUGUACAUACACUAGCCAAGACAUAUUAUUAUAAAAAUACAAAUGAACAGUUCCUUGGAGAGAUCUUCUUUGAUGUUGCACUGGUUUUCUGGACAAUUAAAUUGGCUUUACUUACUUACUUAGGAGUUUCUUCAGCAUUUGUCAGUGCAAUGUGGGUAGCCUUUCCUCUACUCACAAAACUAAUGACCUAUAAGGAAUUGAAAGAAAAAGGUGCCACAAUGAAAUAUCUUACAAUUUACCUCCUGGGAAUGUUUAUUCCACACAUCUAUGUAUUAUACCUUAGCUGGAUUAUAUUUGAAAUGCUCAUACCCAUCAUGGGACGCACUGGUUCAGAAAUUCCACCCGAUAUGAUAGUGGCUGCUCUUAUUGUUAUAAUGUCUAUACUUCUGUCUUCCUACUUGCUUAAGUUCAUCUAUCUUAUCCGAAGCACAAAGAAGACAAUAAUAACUUUAACAACAGUUUUUGCCAUUACAUUCAUCCUUGUUUGCAGUGGAAUGUUCUUCCCUUAUAGUUCGGAUUCAGCAAAUCCAAGGCCUAAGCGAGUAUUUCUUCAGCACACGAACAGACGAUUUCACAGCUUGGAUGGGCACUUGGAAAAAAGUGAUUCUGGAAUAUGGGUUAAUGGGCUUGACUAUAGUGGAAUGUCUCACAUUACUCCUCACAUACCUGAACUCAAUGACACUAUUAGAACAAAAUGUGAGGAAGAAUCGCCUCUCUGUGGCUUACCUUGGAUCCUUCCUGUGGACUUUUUAUUCAGGAAGAACUGGUACCUUCCUGCUCCAGCAAUUACUCCCAAAAAACCUGUUCACUUUCAGCUUCUUUCCAAAGAGCAAAUGCCCUUGGAUUCUACAAAGUUAACCUUUGAAAUAUCAGGUCCAAGCCACAUGUCAUUAUAUCUUCGGUCACAUCAAGGGUCAUCACUGUCCAGAUGGUCUCUUGGAGAUGGGACUCCUGUUGCUAACACUAUAGGAGGGGAUUACUUUGUGUAUUAUUCACAUGGACUCCAGGCCAUGCCUUGGCACUUCUGGAUAGAGUUGAAGACUUCAGAGGAGCCUCCUAAAGGGAUGGUCACCCUUGCUAUAGUCUCCCAUUAUCACUUCGGGGAAGAUCGGAAGUCACCUCACAUGCAUGCCUUAAAGGAACGAUUUCCCAACUGGACAUUUCUUUCUGACUGGGUCUCCACCUAUGAUGAAUUUAUCUUUUAAGCUAGAAGUAGCACAAAGGUCAAUUGUUUUCCCUACAUUGUUGGAUGCAACUUUUAGGCAAACUGAGUACUAUUGACCAAAUGCUAUAAAAAUAAUUACGCCACAAGUGUGUUUCUAUGGCAGCUUGACUUGCAUAAAAAGAUGAUGCUCCUGUACAUC
Messenger RNA from Elgaria multicarinata webbii, 2826 nucleotides. It is a transcript of the gene ERMP1, whose product is annotated as endoplasmic reticulum metallopeptidase 1. Gene Ontology annotation, molecular function: metalloexopeptidase activity. Gene Ontology annotation, biological process: proteolysis. NCBI's taxonomy places the organism in Eukaryota, Metazoa, Chordata, Lepidosauria, Squamata, Anguidae. The record is from RefSeq and is a predicted model, not a curated record. The coding region runs from base 1 to 2667 and encodes 888 amino acids. The transcript has 15 exons.